GAUCAAUGGUUAUUGGUUUUAAACGGCUAAAACGUGAGAAAAAUACGUAUGCUGCAGCCUAAAAUCCUCCCUCUCAAUUUAUAUGACGAAUAAAAAUAGAAAAUUAUAAAUUGUAAAUUAAUUUUUUGUAUUUGUACGUUGUAGUGUUGUACCUAUCUAAUUUUAAUUGUUUAUGUUCAGUGUUUGUGGGAGGAUAUAUGUAAUUCUUUAUGGAACAGUCAAGAACAAGCAUAGGUAUAAUUAUGUAUUAAACAGUUCUAAAAUGUUGACAAUUCCACAUGUAAGAUGUGAUAAUAUGAUAAAUACAAUUAUAAACCAGAAAAUUAUUGAUGAAACCAAUUAUAAUAAUGAUUACCCACUAGGAACUAUUAAACAAGAAUUUAUUGAUGAAACCAACCAUAAUAAUAGUAAAUUAGUACAAUUAAGAACUAUUUGUCCUAAGGAAAAAGUAAAUACAAAUGAUACUGAAAUUAAAAUUGAAAAUGAUGUUAUCGAGAAUUGUGAAUUUGAAGGAAUGAUUUCAAUUAAAAGCCACUCUUUAGAAAUCAUUAAUUGUUUGAAUUCCAGAAAGAGAUCCAACUUAAGCGAAAAAACUUUAACAUGCAAAGUGUGUAAUAAGAUAUUUUAUAAUUCAUACAAAUUUAAACUCCAUAAGAAAUUUCACACUGGAGAUAAUUCUCAGAAACGGAACAUUUUUAGUAAACCAUUAAAAGUAAAAACAGAUCUCAUAACACGUGUAAAGAUUUAUUCAGGAGAAACGCGGAAAUACACAUGUGAUGUUUGUCAGAGAGCUUUUAAGGUAAAAACAGAUUUGGCAAGACAUGUGAUGAUUCAUACGGGAGAAAAACCCUUCAAAUGUAAUGUUUGUCCUAAAGAUUUUAUUAGAUCAACUGAUCUAAAGUACCAUAUGGUGAUUCAUAACAGGGACAGUCCUCACAAGUGCGACGUGUGUAAAAAAAUAUUUGCUAUGGCAAGUAGAUUAAAGGCACAUAUGAUGAUUCAUUCUAAUAACAAGCCUCAUAAAUGCAUUAUCUGUAGUUGGGAAUUUUAUCAAUCACAUCGUUUAAAAGAACAUAAUAGGAUUCACACCGGUGAAAAACCUUUCAAAUGUGAUGUUUGUGAUAAAGCGUUUGCUAUAUCUUCUUCUCUGACAUUGCACAAGAGACUUCAUACUGGUGAAAAACCUAUACAUAAAUGUAAAAUAUGUAAUUAUAGAUAUUCUUCAUCUUCAGCCUUGGGAAUUCAUAAAAGACUUCAUAGCGGAGAAAAGCCAUUUAAAUGUGACAUAUGUCAUCAAGCAUUUGUUCAAAGUUCAAUUCUCACAUUGCAUAAAAUAAUACAUACUAGGGAUAAGCCUUUUAAAUGCAACAUCUGUUUGAAAACAUUUAUUAAUAAAGCAAGUAUCAAAAUUCAUAUGAGUUCUCAUACUGGAUAUCUGCCUCACAAAUGUAAUGUUUGUAAUAAAUCGUUUGCUUCAAAUUCAAGAUUUAACAUUCAUAUGAAAAUACAUUCUGGAAAAACUUAUGAAUGUGACAUUUGUAUUUUUUACAAAUGUAUUUUAUACAAAAUCAAAAUUGAAAACUCAAUUAUGAUUCAUACAGGAAACAAACCUUACAAAUGCACAGUCUGUUUCAAAACAUUUAUUACGAAUUCAAAACUUAAGUUUCAUAAAUUAGUCCAUACAAAAGAAAAGCCAUAUAAAUGUGAUAUAUGUCCUAAAGAAUUUGGUAGAUCAUCCCAACUUAAGUACCAUAUGAUGGAUCAUAAUGGAGAAUUUCCUCAUAAAUGUGAUGUAUGUGCAAAAAAAUUUGUAACACGCUCGAGAUUAAAUUAUCAUAUGGUUGUUCAUUCUGCAAACAUGCUUUAUACAUGCAAUAUCUGUGACAAAGGAUUUAAUCAAUUGAAUACUUUUAAAUUGCAUAAAAUGAAACAUUCCAAUGAAAAACCUUAUGGAUGCAAACUAUGUAAUUAUAGAUGUACUACAUCUACAGCUCUAAAAAUUCAUAAUAGAACUCACACCGGAGAAAAACCCUAUAAAUGUGACAAAUGCGAUCAAGCAUUUAUUUCAAGUUCAUAUCUGGCUUAUCAUAAGAAUAAAAAACAUACAAUUAUUGAUCCUGAGAAUAAGCCUUAUAAAUGCAGCAUCUGUGAUAAAACAUUUUUCCAAGCUGUACAUUUAAAAACACAUACUAGGAUACAUACUGGUGAAAAGCCUUAUGAAUGCAAACAAUGUAAUUAUAGAUGUACUACAUCUUCGGCAUUAACAAUUCACAAGAGAUCUCAUACUGGGGAAAAGCCUUUUGCAUGCAAAAUAUGUAAUUAUAGAUGUAGUACACUUUCAUCUUUAAAAGUACAUAAUAGAUUUCAUACAGGAGAAAGACCUUAUAAAUGUGACAUAUGUAAUCAAGCAUUUCCUAUGAAUACAAUUCUAAUAUAGCAUAAGAAGCAACACUUAAAUAUUCGUCCUGCAGACAAGCCUUAUAAAUGCAGUACCUGCAAUAAAGCAUUUUUCCAAGCUGUACAUUUAAAAACACAUACUAGGAUACACACUGGUGAAAAGCCUUACAAAUGUGAAGUUUGUGAUAAAGCAAUAAGAUCAUCGUCUUCUUUGAAAGUGCACAUGAGAACUCAUACGGGUGAAAAGCCUUAUGAAUGCAAAACAUGUGAUUUCAAAUGUUCUUCACCUGCAGCUUUAAGAUAUCAUACUAAAGAAUGUCAUACUGGAGGACCUUAUAAAUGUAACUUAUGUAAUCAAGAUUUUGUGUUAAGUUCAAUUCUAAAGAGACAUAUUAAGAAAUAGCCUUUUAAAUGCUUUACUUGUUCUAAAAUAUUUACCAAUAAAUCAAGUAUAAGAAUUCAUAUGAGUUCUCAUAUUGAAUUUAAGUUAAAAUAGCUCAUUGUUUAUUCUAAAAUAUUAAGCUGGUAUUACAGUAGUUUGAUUUUGGUCAAUUUACACUUUGUCAAUUGGAAAAUAAUCCUGACCGAAAAAGUAUAUAAAUAUCAAAAACAAGUUUUAGUUCAUCAACCCAUGACGGAUUAAGAUAGAAAGUAUAUCAUUGCAAAGCCUGUAAAUGACAAGUUACUAUUAUUUAUUCAUUUUCUACAUGCAAACAGGAAGACGAGGAUUUACAUAUUUAUAUAUAAUCUUCAUGUAUAACAUUUCUAUGUCAUGUAAUUAUAAAUACAAAAGCUAAUAAGACAUAAUUCAAAACAAAU
Molecule: messenger RNA, 3216 nt
Organism: Rhopalosiphum padi (bird cherry-oat aphid)
Lineage: Eukaryota; Metazoa; Arthropoda; Insecta; Hemiptera; Aphididae
Product: zinc finger protein 91-like
Biological process (GO): regulation of transcription by RNA polymerase II
Cellular component (GO): nucleus
Molecular function (GO): RNA polymerase II transcription regulatory region sequence-specific DNA binding; DNA-binding transcription factor activity, RNA polymerase II-specific
Source: RefSeq, a predicted model, not a curated record